CUUUUAUCUUAUGAUAGUAGAGUUCAAAAAAUAAAGAUAUUGCAUCAUACUGGCGCUCAUGCUGUUUAUCCUGUUUAUGCACGUGUACGAUGUAAGAUCUUAACCUAAAAUGUAUUAAUAACUAACAGUUCUAUAAAUAGUUUGUAGAAGGUAGAACAAAAGUAUUUAAUUGAUAUCAAGAAUGCGAGAAAUAAUUCUUCAUUAGUGACAAUUUAGCUCUAGUUGUUUUCCAUUCGUUAAAGAAGAUUUAAUUAGUAGACAUUCUACGUAAUCUUUGCGAAAUUGCAAAUACCAGAUGUUCUUGAGUUAUUAAUCCUAUAGUGUCUAUAUUUAGACGACUUGUAGUUCACUUGAGCUGCUGUUAAUCUAUAAAAUAAAAUGACUGAUAUAUUUGAUAAUUCACCAAGAGAGAUGCAGUUGAUUAAUUCUGUGGAUGACUCGGAUGUCAAAGAAAAUUAUAAGGAUGGCGAAAAAGUAAGACUUAAGAAGCAAUUAGGUCUACUAGAAGGUGUUGCCAUUAUUUUAGGAAUCAUAUUUGGUUCAGGUAUUUUUGUUUCACCGAAAGGUGUAAUACAAGAGGUUGGAAGCGUUGGACUUUCUUUGAUAAUCUGGGUACUAUGUGGAUUAUUGUCUAUGAUUGGAGCUUUGUGCUAUGCGGAGUUAGGCACAAGUAUUCCACGCAGUGGUGGAGAUUAUGCCUAUAUUCAUGAAGCCUUUGGCGCAUUGCCAUCAUUUUUAUAUCUAUGGGCUGCAAACCUAAUUUUUGUACCUACAACCAAUGCUAUAAUGGCAUUAACAUUUGCGCAAUAUGUUCUACAACCUUUUUUUCCAAAUUGUUCUACACCAGAUAAUGGUAUAAGAUUAAUUGCAGCAGCAACUCUAUGUUUAUUAACAUUUGUCAACUGUUAUGAUGUAAAAGAAACAACAAAGAUGCAGAACAUAUUCAUGUUUGCCAAAAUUGCUGCUUUAGUGAUUAUUAUUAUAGCUGGAUUAUCUUGGUUGUGUAUGGGACAUACAGAAAACUUUGAGAAUGCUUUUGAAAAUACAAAUAAAGAUCCUGGAAAAAUUGCAGUGGCCUUUUAUUCUGGUAUAUUUUCAUACUCUGGAUGGAACUAUUUAAAUUUUAUGACUGAAGAAUUAAAAAAUCCUUAUGUAAAUUUACCACGUGCAAUUUACAUUUCACUGCCAUUAGUUACAUUAAUCUAUGUAUUAGCCAAUGUUGCCUAUUUAUCGGUAUUGACGCCGACUGCGAUGAUUGCUUCGGAUGCCAUUGCAGUAACGCUUGGAGAUCAACUUCUUGGAGUUAUGGCAUGGAGUAUACCUGUUAUGGUUGCAAUUUCGGCAUUUGGAGGAUUAAGUGUUCACAUUAUGACUUCUUCCAGAAUGUGUUUUGUUGGUGCCAGAAAUGGACACUUUCCGUCUAUGCUUAGUCAUAUUAAUGUAUCAAGAUUUACUCCUACUCCUGCUUUAGUAUUCCUGUGCAUAUUAUCAUUAAUAAUGUUAUGUACAAGUGAUAUAUUUGUAUUAAUAACAUACUGUAGCAUAGUAGAGUCUUUCUUUAUUAUGUUAUCUGUAGCUGGUGUUCUAUGGCUCCGAUAUAAGAAACCUAAUAUGACUAGACCAAUAAAGGUACCUUUAUGGAUUCCUAUAACGUUUGUAGCAUUAUGUGCAUUUUUAGUACUAGUACCUUGUUAUGAAAGACCUUACGAAGUUGGUAUGGGUAUUUUAAUAACAGUCUCUGGUAUUCCUGCCUAUUUCAUGGGCGUUAGAUGGCAAAAGAAACCAACUUGGUUUCAGAAAAUCAAUGUUAAAGUCACGCAUACCGUACAAAAAUUAUUUAUGUCUGCAAGAGAGGAAGAUGAAGAAGUGGAAUAAAAAAAUGUGUAACUUUAGAGUUAUAAUCAUUGGCUCACUUUCAAAUUAAUGUACGACUUUAUUGAAGGAUGCAUAAAGGAAAAUCAAAUUAAUGAACAAAAAAUGAUAUGUCUCGAAUAAGUAAGUAUUGUUGACAGCCGAAAAAAAAAUGUAUAAAAGAAAUGAGUAUUUAAUUAAUUGGCUGAAAUGGCUGGUUGUUAUCCUCUUUUUGCUUAACUUUUUUAAUACCGGAAUCUAGUUCUGACAUUCCGUAUUAUGAAAGUUUACGCUAUUUUAUAUAACACAUGUUUGUUUUAUUGGUAAAGAGGAUUAAAUCUACUGAUAUAAUAAAAGCAAAAAAAGAACAAAAUAGAAUUAAAUAAUAAGGCAUUAACGUCGUAGACGUUCGCGUAUUUUUGUUAUUUUUAUCUACGUUUAACUGUGAACGUAAUUAUACAAUUCCUACGAGUAUGUUAAGAAAAUUCUAUUUUGUAAAUUCGAAGGUGAAGACAGGCUCAGUGAGUAAAAACAAUUUUUUUGUCCCUGUGCCAUUUUGUGGAAUACAAAAUAAUUAAUAAAAGUGAAAUGUUAUAAGCUUUUUGUUAAUAUUGAAUAAUCGCAAUAAACAAAAUGUAACUGUACGCUUAUCUCAUAGUAUUGCUGAAACAGAUCUGAGUAUAAUAUUUCUUCGUUCUCAAUUUUUGUUAUCUUAAUAUGUAUACAUCAAAUAAUAUCGUUUGUGUUUCGUUCAAUAUUUCAUUCGAUUUAUUUCGAUUGAUUAUGAUCUUUUUAACGCAACACAUGAAAAAAAGGCGCAAUUAGUCUUGAGACUGAAUUUUUUUUCUCUCUUUUCGAUAAUUAUUAUAUUUUUCU
Molecule: messenger RNA, 2727 nt
Organism: Polistes canadensis
Lineage: Eukaryota; Metazoa; Arthropoda; Insecta; Hymenoptera; Vespidae
Gene: gb
Product: Y+L amino acid transporter 2
Exons: 11
Coding region: 379-1875 (498 amino acids)
Biological process (GO): amino acid transmembrane transport
Cellular component (GO): membrane
Molecular function (GO): L-amino acid transmembrane transporter activity
Source: RefSeq, a predicted model, not a curated record